AUGUACAAGUCAUUGGAAUCGGAAGUGGGCAUCUCGGGAGGUUCCCUCGUCAGACCUCAACACUGUAAGUUCAUUAUUAUGUUCGGUAAUGUUUCAAAAUUGUCUUCGUUUAACGAUUGUUGUGUUGAAUUGAUAAUGUUAAUCUUUGAACAAUUAGAUUUUUAUGAGUUACAAUUAUCAUUUUCUAAUUUAAAUUCCUAUUUAAAUAACAUAAUCAAUGAUAAACGUCUUCAUAUUGCUAUUAAUCUCGCUUCAUAUGAAUCACCGACAAAAUUUCAGUAUUAUUUUAAUAAUCUCUCAACAAAUAUUCUCGAACAACGUUUAGCAUCUGUAAUAUUAACAUCAAAUUAUUCAAGUUUAUUUCUAGUAGACACAUAUUAUCAUCAAUUAUUUAGAUCAAUUCAAUCUCUAAAAUUAAUGGAUAUGAAUUUUGAACAUUUAAAAUCAAUUUUAUUUAAAUUAAAAUUAACAUAUCAUUAUCAGUUAAAAUCUUUACAAAUUGAAACAUCAAAAAUUGAUGAUAAACCUGAAUUAGCUAUUAUUUAUGAACAAUUAUUUCAUUUAUCAAUAAAAUCAUCGUCAAUCAAUUUUCAUAAUUAUGUUUAUUUAACAAACGGUAAACUUCUUAAUUUGAUUAAGAAUCAGAAAAAAAUAGUUUCGGGAGAUAGAAAUAACGAUAAACGUUAA
This is a messenger RNA of Didymodactylos carnosus, 687 nucleotides long. The record is from the annotation of a GenBank genome assembly. Lineage: Eukaryota; Metazoa; Rotifera; Eurotatoria; Philodinida; Philodinidae.